Xyrichtys novacula (pearly razorfish) is the source of this 2620-nucleotide messenger RNA. The record is from the annotation of a GenBank genome assembly. NCBI's taxonomy places the organism in Eukaryota, Metazoa, Chordata, Actinopteri, Labriformes, Labridae.
AUGUUUGAGACCACAAAAAAGGUCCGUGAACCAGCCUGGAAAACAGAAACUACCAAACAGAUUUAAACUGUUAAAAGGUGUCUAAAGGGCUGAUCUGUUUCUGUUUUUGUGAUUUUUUAAACUUUUUCAUGAAUUAAUUCAAACUUUGACUGACGGAACAAAAAAACCUUGUGGAUAUUUUCUCACCGUUUCGAGUUUCACGGACGAAGAAGACAUCAGAUCAGACAUCUGAUCCCUCAGCGUGACAAGACAUGAACCCACGGACAUCCAAACAGGACAAACGAACAGCGUCUAACAUCCGAACCCAAACUGUUUCAUUUCAGAACCAGAACCGGCUAAAGCGGAACUAUGUGUACGAACAGUCUAAGUAGCCGGACUGUAUAAAGCGAGGGACCACUUACCAGCGCUUUUUUUUUUUUUUUUUUUUUUUUUUUUUUUUUUGUUCAAACAAACAGAAUUCAUAAUAUUUAAAGGCACCAAAGUCACGUUACUCCUAGUUUAAUAAAAAAAAACAAAUUUUCGUGUUUUUAUUUAAUUUUUUUAUUUUUACAUCUUUAAAGAAAACCCGCUCUGCCACUAACCCGGAAGAGAAAGAAGGCAACCAAUCAGCUGCACGGAUUGUUGCCAUGCGCAGUAGAGUCGGUGAUGGUGGUAUGGCGUCUGAAGGUGAAUGAAAAUUCUAACAUGUUCAUCGAUUAACCGGAUUAUUAAUCCACGAAUUUAACUUUUUACAGCUGAUUUAAGUGAAGAAUCGAGACUUUUUAAACCCGAGUUUAACUGAGAGACAGUCUGAGGUGAGUAAAAUCAGGUUAUUAAUCAUCGAUCAAGACAAAAUAAUAGAUUAACUGGAGACAAAGAUGAGAUUUUUAACUCAUGUUACUGACUACUAUCAUUAAUUUAUUGACUUUUAUAACAUUAAAAUGAUUAAAAUCUUUGUGUUUUGAUUCGUAGUUGUUUCAGAUACUGAGCAGAACUUUAACUUAAUAAUUAAAUAAAAUAGAAUUGUAUUUAAUUUCAGUCUGAAUCCUGAUACAGUGGGUUAAAAAUAGUAUUUGACAGACACUGAUUCUGUAAAUUGUCCCACAUUAAAAAAAUGAGAGAGGUCUGUGAUGUUCAUUAUAAACUUCAACUGUGAGAGACAGAAGGUAAAAAAAUAAAAACAGGAAAUCGUUUUGUUUGAUUUGUUAAUCAUUUUUGUUUAAUGGUGUAGAAAAUAAGUUUUUGAUCAAUAACAAAAUUUCACCACAAUACUUUAUAAUGGGGCCCGACCGAUAUGGAUUUUAUUUAAGGUUUAAUACAGUAUUUAAUUAUCAGGUCUGAGUCUAAACCGGUGAUGGUCAUUAUGAUCCUAAAGUCUGAAAUCCUCUCUCCUCUCUGCUCAGCGGUCAUGGCCGGUCUGUCGAACUACGCCCUGCGGAUGGCCCGGCUGAGCGCUCAGAUCUUCGGGGAGGUCGUUCGUCCCACAGACUCGAAAUCCAUGAAGGUGGUCCAGCUGUUCAGAGAGCAGCCCAUGGCUAAGAGGAAGGAGGUCUUCGACUGGUACCCGCAGCACAAGGUCUACUACUCCAUGACCCAGAAACUGCGCUUCAUGGGACUCUUCAGGUACUCAGAGAACCGGACCGUCCUGAUUCACACAGUUAUCCUGGAGAUCCUGUUCCCCUGUAGCUGCUUCAAGAACCUCAACAUAGAUGAUUUAUGCAGGAGGUGUUCAGUCUCCUUAUUGGUUAAAAACGUAGUGUGGCGUGAUCUGCUGAGGACGUCUCUUUGUGCUCCUCGGCCAUAAAUCUUAUCCUGUUGGAAAACCUCUUUACUCACGUCGACAGUAAAACAAACAACAAAAACAAACACUCUGAUAUCUGAAGGAGACAAAGGUUAAAGCAGCAAAAUACAGACGCUUCAGGAGGUUCUUUCUUUAAACAGAUUCACAGAUGAAUCAUAAAUCCAGAGUUUUUGUUUUUAGCUGGUGUGAAAAGAGUUCUGAGCCCCCCAGAGUGAUGUUUAAAGAUUUAUAACCAGGACUUUAACAAGGAUGUUUACCAUUUGAAGACAUUUCCAUAAAAUCCUGGUCUUCGUCUUUCUGCGCUCAUGACUCUGCUGUUUUUACUUCCAGAGACGAACACGAGGACUUCAAGGAGGAGAUGCUUCGUCUGAGGAAACUGAGAGGGAAAGGGAAACCGAAGAAAGGAGAAGGAAAGAGAGCGACCAAGAGGAAGUGAUGAACAGUCCUCCUUCAUCUUCAUCUUCAUCUUCACUUUAGUUGGACUUUUUCAGGCGAUGGUCUUUGGACACUGAGAGGAGACAGUCGAUCCUGGAAGAAUGAAAACCGUCGGACCCGCUGAACAGUUUCCUCUCUCAGCUCCUCUGGAAACUUUCUGUGUUUCUAAUAAAGUUUCUUCACUUUCCUGUUGAAGUGGGAUUAAAAUCUGACAUUUUAAUCUGAGUGAAGUGAAAGAUUAUCAUUUAUGAUCAGCUCAGUCUGCUUCAGAGAGCGUGUCAGCCGAGAGAGAGAAAGGAUGUAAAGACACAGAAAUGUUCUUUCAAAAUAAAACCUGUUGUUGAGUGCAUUAAAAGGUUUUACUGUCUGCUGUUCAACAACACAAUAAACAACACGGUAAACAUC